Trichoplax adhaerens is the source of this 669-nucleotide messenger RNA. RefSeq lists its product as uncharacterized. The transcript is spliced from 4 exons. The record is from RefSeq and is a predicted model, not a curated record. Bases 1 to 669 code for a protein of 222 amino acids. Lineage: Eukaryota; Metazoa; Placozoa; Uniplacotomia; Trichoplacea; Trichoplacidae.
AUGACUAACCGUACGAUGGAAUUCUAUACCUUAUCUGAACUAACAGCUGCGGUAACGAUAGUUGCAGAGGAGUAUAAAAGAGCAGUUGUCAUGUUUGAUAUUGGAAUCGGUCCAGAUCAAUUUAACAAAUCGAGGUCCAAAUUCGUUGUCAAGUUGACGAAACUUUUCUUUCAAAGCAGCACCAAUCCAAUUGAAAACUAUCAAAUAAAGAUCGAUAAGAUAACCGGGCAAAAAGAUUCCAAUAAAACCAUGGUUACUUGGCAUGUUAACAACUGGGUCAAUAUUAGAAGUGAUGGUUUAACAGUGGCAGCAGGAGAGCAAUUACUUAAAAUGGGGCCGGAAGCGGUAGGAAAAUUUUUGGGUACACCCUUUGUCGGCAAGGUUUUAACAGUAUUCUCAAACAUAGAAGCAAAAGCAAAUAGCGGUAGCAGAUUAUGGACGAUAGUUUUGUUAACAAUGCUGGCCCUUGGAACUUUAAUGAGUAUUAUAGCGGUCAUUUAUUACUUGCUAAGAACUGAAGAGACCAGUGCUACCAUGACAGGCAACGGCGAAGCUGAAAAAGUAGAAUAUGGUACUUAUAAUAAUGGUCUAUCUUGUAAAGAAGACGAAGAUAACGAUAGUGUGUAUGAAAACUUGGAAUUACACAUUAGAAAGGAAACGUGCUCUUAA